AGUGAUUAGGCAAGAUGAGACUCCAGUUGAUGUAUUUGACCGGUGAGUCUUUCCAACUGGAUGUCGACCCUAACAUCCAGGUGUCGGCUCUCAAGGAGAAAAUAUACCAAGCAACUCAGGUGCCAGGUUUCCAACAGCGCCUGAUGGUGCAAAACGGGCAGCAGGUGGAGCUUCGGGACAACAGCCGGCUGAGGGACUAUAACCUCCCCCCUGACUCCACGGUCAUGCUGCUGAUCAGGAAGGAGGAACGCAUACAGAUAUUCCUCCGCAACGUCAAGGGGAAAACGACAACGUACGACGUGCUGCCUUCUGAGUCCGUGCAGGAGUUUAAACAAAAAGUACAUAGGCAGGAAGGGGUCACGCCCGACCAACAGCACCUGACAUUUGAGAGCAACCAACUGGAAGAUGGCCGGUUGCUCUCAGAUUACAACAUCAGGUCUCGGUCCAUCAUCCAGCUCGUGCUUCGUCUGCGCGGUGGUUAAUUUGCGCUCGACUGAACUAGAUUAAAACUGUUAAUUAUAUUUUGCAUUCCUAUUUUCUAAUACUUGAUUUAAAAGAGACCAGAGAUGAGUCGAUUUGUUCAAUGUUCGAUAUUGUUCACUUUGCUUCUUUCUGCUGCCUAUCUGCUUCAUUUGGUUUAGUCUAGAGAUACAGGGGGAAAGCAGGCCCUUCCACCUACUGAGUGCGUCGACCAACGAUCCCUGCACGCUAACGCCAUCCUACACACACUGAGGACAAUUUACAAGUUUACUGAAGCCAAUUAAUUAACCCACCAACCUCUAUAUUUGGAACAUGGGUGGAAGCCGGAACACCCGGGGAAAACCCACGCAGGACAUGUGGAGAACGUACAAACCUCAUAUAGACAGCCCCCGCAGUCAGGAUCAAACCCAGGUCUCCGGCGCUGUAAAUAGCCGCAGAUGAGUGAUCAUCUCGGAUGAAUAAAGCCGAUCAAGUUGGAUCAGCUGGCCACAUUUCAGCCUUCUCAGCUUGGCCAAAAAUGCAGUUUGUUUAAAUCUGACACAUUCCUUCAUAUCCAACUCUGUACCUUUUGUAGACACAAAAUGCUGGAAUAACUCAGCGGCAUCUCUGGAUAGGUGAUAUUUCGGGUCGAGACCCUUCUUCAGACUUCGGUUCAGAGGUGUGCACGGUAAACCGGCGUGGUCCAGAUGAAUCUGAUUCCUACGAGUACACAAACCACAUUGGCUUCUCACUUAUUCUAUGGCCAAAGGAUAGCUGAUCUAUCCUCCAAUCUAUAACGUGAAAUACUUCACCAUACAGGAAAAAAAAUCACAUAUAAAGCAUAGAACAACCGUCACCAUGCUGAGAAAUGCUUCCACACACUCUGCAAAUCAUUGCUUCAAAAUUACCGUCUUCAUGUUAGUUUGAGUUCUAAAUGCCUUUCAAUGUACUGUUGAUGCAAAAUCCAAUCUACUGUGCAACUAAAGCAUUCCACAUUAAUAAAUAUAUAACUGUAUGAA
Molecule: messenger RNA, 1478 nt
Organism: Amblyraja radiata (thorny skate)
Lineage: Eukaryota; Metazoa; Chordata; Chondrichthyes; Rajiformes; Rajidae
Product: polyubiquitin-like
Exons: 1
Coding region: 15-482 (155 amino acids)
Molecular function (GO): protein binding
Source: RefSeq, a predicted model, not a curated record